This is a messenger RNA of Drosophila willistoni, 3655 nucleotides long. It is a transcript of the gene mxt, whose product is annotated as eukaryotic translation initiation factor 4E-binding protein Mextli. Gene Ontology annotation, cellular component: cytoplasm; RNA cap binding complex. The coding region runs from base 216 to 2783 and encodes 855 amino acids. Gene Ontology annotation, biological process: positive regulation of translation; regulation of formation of translation initiation ternary complex. NCBI's taxonomy places the organism in Eukaryota, Metazoa, Arthropoda, Insecta, Diptera, Drosophilidae. The transcript is spliced from 7 exons. Gene Ontology annotation, molecular function: RNA binding; translation initiation factor activity; eukaryotic initiation factor 4E binding. The record is from RefSeq and is a predicted model, not a curated record.
GGGGAGGUGCAGAAAAAACGCUUCUACGAUUUAUUUCCGCAAACGUAUUUUACUUUCCAACAAAUUUCUUAACGAACGAACAAAGAACUUUCGAUAUCAUCAUAAUCAGCAGACAUCAUCCAUCGAACCAAAUCAAAAGCAUACAGACCAGACCACAUUAUAAUAAUUCCCAGGAAUAACUUCACUCCGACCACAUUGUAGCACAUCGCUUUACCAUGGCACACGCACAUCUGGGACGCGUUGUUAAAACCAUUGAGACACCGCGUCCGUUAAAGUCUCAGUCAAGAUCGUCGUUGAAGAACAGCUACAUGGUGAUCGAGGAGUUGAUUCAGUUGAUAGAUAAUGUCACAGUUGGACUGCAAUCGUGCAAUACAACCACCGAGUCAAUAACAUUGCUAUUACAUAAUCUACGUGUUCAUGGACCUCAGUUGGAGGCAGUGUCCAAGGAUACUUUGGAUCGGGCAUUCGUUGUGUUUCGCAACGCUUCGCAGGACGAACGUCUGAACAUAAUGACCCGUCUCAAGUUGCUGGAAUUGAUUGAAUUACGUGCCAAAAGCUGGGAAGAUAACGAUACAAUUGCCUACUACAAAGCCAAGCAGCAGGUCUCAAAUGUAGAGAUACCCUCUGAAGCAUAUUCACAUGAUGCAGGCGGUCAGCAGGGCGGUUUUCUUAGCACCUCCCCCACAUUUAAUGUCGGCGGCGGUGGCGGAGGAAAUAGUGUCCCAGUUGGUGCUUCAAGUGGAGCUGCCGCCGCCGCCGUUGCAGCUGCAGCGGCUGCUUUCAAUGCUGCCGCUGUCCAGGCAGCGGCCAUUGCUGCCGUUGGCUCACCAAAUCAGCAGCAUAUGUUGCUGCCACCAGGUGAAGUCAUACGCAAUUCAGGAAAAUUUCCCAAGCCAACUAAAAUUCCUGGAAAAACCUAUUGCAAGGAUGAGGUGGUUAUACGUAAUGCCGAUUCGGGCAAAGUUAUGGGCAUUAAAGGCCGACGUGUACACAUGAUUGAGGAACUUAGCGAAACAAUAAUAUCGUUCCAAAGAGUGAAUCCUGGCGCCAAGGAACGUCUUGUACAAAUUACUGGACCUGCUGAAGAUAAAAUUAACUAUGCCAAGCAACUGAUGGAAGAUACCAUUCGUCGGAAUGCCUCGCCAGUGCGUUUGGAACCAGUCCCUGCUGCUGGCGGCGGUGGCGGCUCUUGCUCAUCAUUGAACUCAUCCAAUUCGGAUGACGUUGUUCAGCCACGAACACCUGGAGCCGGCUCUGGCAGCAAUCUCGCAAAUCGUUUAAGCUUCAAUUCGGCUCAGAAUUUUAUGACUGCUUCAGCUGCAGUGCAGCAAAUGUCUCAGCAUCACCAGCAACAGGUUGCCGCCGUGCAAGCCGCACAAGCGCAAGCUCAGGCCCAAGCCCAAGCCCAGGCAACGGCAGCUGGUAAAGUUUUGCGCCCAAAUCAACAGCUUUUAAUGCACUCAUAUUCCACAAACGAUGCUUCCGUAGGUGAAUACAAAUUCACAGUGAAUGUGGGUCAGCAUCUGAUUAAGAUAACCGGUGAUUGCUGUGAGCUAGUUAGGGUGGCCAAGCUUGUUUUGGAUGAUUACUUCAGUAGCUCGGAGUUUUUGGCUUCCAUUGAGGCUGGAGCUGCCUUUGAUGGCACUUCCUUAGUGAGUCCAGUGACAACACCAUCCACGCCAUUACCCGGAUCUGGCCCACCACAAUUUAUGAUGGGCAAUCCACUGCCAUUGGCCGACAGUGGCAUAGGUCUUAACUAUUCUGCUUCUUCAAUUAACAAUAACAAUAAUGUGGAUGGAGACGAUGAAGUUUUUACCGAGGGAGGAACAAAUAAUUCAGUUUCUAGCUCUCAAAACGGUCUGGCUCGUUCGCGCCGCAGCCACUUCUCACGCAAGGAGUCUACACCCGAAAUCAAGGCAGCACGUGAAAAACAGGAGCAAGAGGAUCGAUCUGGUGGUGCUUUUAAGACAAGUGCAUCACGCAUCUCUUAUGAUAUUGAACACUUGAUCUAUUACUCGAAGAGUCCACAUGCUUGGGGAUUGCCCGAUGAUUGGCAGAAAAUAAUAGAAACUCACCCAUCGAUUAUACGGAAUAAGGUAAAUCAGCAAACUGAAUCAACAACGGCUGGCAAUGCUGAAAAUAAAGACAUCUUCACAACCAACACCCAAGCACCCAAUAAUAGCUCAUCAUCAGCUAAAGCAACCACUGCUAGCGAUACUACUAUAACAACCUCUACCACAUUACUAUCAUCUGCUUCUCCCGUUGUAAAUUCUGUAACUAACAAACAAUCAGAUUUAAUCACUGUCACAGUGGAUAACACAAAUCAAGAUCGCAAGAUCACCACAUAUGAGCGCGAAACUCGUGAACGAGAUCGUGAUCCCAUUGAAAAUUAUGUAACUAACAAGCAAUCAAAAUAUAUCACGGUCACAAUCGAUAAUACAAAUGAUCGCAAGAUCAUCACCUAUGACCGCGAAAAUCGUGAUCGAGAUCGUGAUAUGCGUCGUAAUGCUGGGCAUGGCAACAGCAUUUUCGGUGGCUAUAACUUUGCGAUCAAGUCCAAUUCGGCAACAGCUUUAUCUGAUCGCAAUUUAUAUAAUAAGCAAUUACAAAUUAUAACAAAUGCCAUGGAGUCGGCAGCCACAACGGGCCCGAUUAAAACUGGCGUUGGCUGCCGUCAAGUGAAAAAUGUAUUUCAACGAUAUUGCGAAAAUGAUGAGUUUUAUGAUCAUGGCAAAGAAAUGCAAUGCAACCAAGAGUUAAAUAACAAUCGAACUUGUAAUUAAGGUUCUUUUUAUAAACGAAAUUUGUUCGUUUAAUUUGAAAACACGAAUGAUCUCUUUUUUAGUUCCAUUAAUUUUACUGAAUAAGUUUAUGUUCCUUUUUUGCAACUUACCAAAUAUUAAGAAACUCGUUAAUUACUGAUAUGAAAUCAAUCAAUACAACAGAAGUUUGUAGAAUUUAUAUUCAUAUAUAACAAUAUAUAUACUUUUUAGUUUUUGUCGAUAUUUUUAGAGUAUGUCUUAGACACCAACAACACACACACACACACGACAUUUACAAAUGUAACACCAACAAAAUUAAUUCAGAAUCUGUGUUUUGGCUGUGAAACAGAUUUAGUGUUCGCUAGACUUAAACGAAAGAAAAAAGACGACAAAGAAACAAACGAUAAGAAACUCAUUUACAUAUAAAACAUACAUAUAUUAUAUAUCACUAACAAUCGAAAACGCUCAUCAUCAAAAAAACAUACUGACGCAGUUGUUGCGAUUUGUAAUAACGUCAUAUUUUUAAAGAAUUUCAUCUACCUUUUUUAUUCUGAAAACUAUUCGAUGGUUUUCUUACUUUCUAAUAAUCUAUUCGAAUGCCUACAUGACAUUGCUAUUAAUAUUACAAAUGGAAAUGUGAUUAACCAGAAAUGUAAUUAAUGUUUAAUAUGACUUUAAGACGGGCUAAUGUAACAAAACUAAUUAUAAGCCUUUGUUUUCUCCCAUCCCAUCCACAUAGAUACUCGAUAAAUAAUAAUAAUAAGAAAAAAGUAAAAAACAAAGUCCUAAAAGCAUUUUGGUUAUCUCACAUAUCACCAAGCUCAUACUACCAUUAUCCCAAUACCAAUCUCACUGACCAGCACGCACCUAAUAAAAACGGCUAAUUGUACACA